This is a messenger RNA of Coregonus clupeaformis (lake whitefish), 2893 nucleotides long. RefSeq names its product dual specificity mitogen-activated protein kinase kinase 4. Lineage: Eukaryota; Metazoa; Chordata; Actinopteri; Salmoniformes; Salmonidae. Gene Ontology annotation, biological process: protein phosphorylation; MAPK cascade. The transcript has 13 exons. The record is from RefSeq and is a predicted model, not a curated record. Gene Ontology annotation, molecular function: ATP binding; JUN kinase kinase activity. The coding region runs from base 202 to 1497 and encodes 431 amino acids.
GGUGUGUAAUGGAAAGGUGGUUACUGGACUGUCAAACACUGUCCCAAUUUCUUGCUGCCUGUUGGUAGUUACAGUCUUGUUCGGUAGCGCUCUACAUCCACCACGCGCCUUUGAGUCGAAGGAGUCUAGCCAGUUUGAUUAUUCUCUAGUCUAGUUUGGUACGGGUGAAGUUGCUCUCUGCAUUGCAGCCUAGUGCUGCUGAUGGAAUUCAAACACAUAACAAUGGCGACUUCCAGCCCCAACAACACAACAUCUACCAGCCACAACAGCAAUAACGCAGGAUCUACAGGCACACAUCAACAUCAAUCCCAAUCGCAACACAUAACAACAAUGAGCAGUAUGCAAGAAUCCAACACCUGCUGGAGAUGUCAGAGUGAAACAGGGUUUCAGAUAAACCUGUCUGGAGCUCCCCCAAGUAAACGCAAAGCACUGAAGUUAAAUUUUGCCAAUCCCCCGAUCAAACCAACAACCAGAUUCACUCUGAAUACAGCAGGACCCCCAUUCCAGAACCCCCACAUAGAGAGGCUGCGGACGCAUAGUAUUGAGUCGUCAGGGAAGUUGAAGACCGCCGGCGGUGAUUGUGACUUCACGGCUGAGGACCUCAAGGACCUGGGGGAGAUUGGGCGGGGCGCUUACGGCUCUGUCAACAAGAUGGUGCACAAGCCCAGCAACCAGAUAAUGGCUGUCAAGAGGAUUAGGUCAACGGUUGAUGAGAAAGAACAGAAGCAGCUGCUGAUGGACCUGGAUGUGGUCAUGAGGAGUAGUGACUGUCUCUACAUAGUCCAGUUUUACGGGGCUCUUUUCAGAGAGGGGGACUGUUGGAUAUGUAUGGAACUUAUGUCUACCUCGUUCGACAAAUUCUACAAAUAUGUAUAUUGUGCUUUAGAUGAUGUGAUUCCAGAGGAAAUAUUAGGCAAAAUAACAUUAGCUACUGUGAAAGCACUUAACCACUUAAAAGAAUACUUGAAAAUAAUUCACAGAGACAUCAAGCCAUCCAACAUCCUCCUGGACAGGAAUGGCAACAUUAAGCUUUGUGAUUUUGGCAUCAGUGGCCAGCUGGUGGACUCCAUCGCAAAAACCAGAGAUGCAGGGUGCAGACCAUACAUGGCACCUGAGAGAAUAGACCCCAGUGCCUCCAGACAAGGCUAUGACGUCCGAUCAGACGUAUGGAGUUUGGGGAUCACACUGUAUGAGCUGGCGACCGGACGGUUUCCCUACCCAAAGUGGAACAGUGUGUUUGACCAGUUGACACAGGUGGUGAAGGGAGAACCUCCACAGCUUACCAACUCAGAAGACAGGCAGUUCUCCCCCAAAUUCAUCAACUUUGUCAAUCUGUGCCUUACAAAGGAUGAGUCAAAAAGGCCAAAGUACAAAGAGCUUCUGAAACAUGCUUUCAUACUGAUGUAUGAGGAGCGCUCAGUGGAUGUUGCCAGUUACGUCUGCAGAAUCCUGGAUCAGAUGCCUACUUCUCCCAGCUCCCCCAUGUACGUCGACUGACUGUAGAACAAGUAGAAACGGAAGCCUGGAACAACAACAACAAAACAAUGGCCUAAAGAUUUUCUUCAUCCCAUACUGCAGUGUUAAACUAAGACAGGAAAUGGACAAACUAAAACACCACGUGUACUAAGACUGGUGUUCAGUCACGUCUGUAUGAUAUCAACAUUCACACACUUCUCUAUCUCUCCUACACAAACACACUUACAUGUAAGUACACUAGUAACUGAAUGAAUAUACCAUGGUCUUGGUUCAUCUCGAUGUGAGACGUCAUCUCUAAUGUGGAUACAGUACGGUGAUUUAAAAUCUGGAAAUGUAUUUAUAGUGUUUAAUCACUUGUGGAAUAUAUGAUUUGGAGAUACUGGAAUCAUGCUCUUUGUGAAUCUUCCCACCUCUUCCAUGUAUGUGACUUUAAACAUUGUGUUUGGUAUCUUAAAUGAAACAUUGCUUCUUAGGGUGUAAAGCAAUUUAAAAGGUAACAGCAUUGAUGGACAGGAUCAUGUGGCCUCCAUCCAAUGUUGUGAGGGUGCUGCCGUCACUGAGCAAUGGUCUUUGUGCUGAUAUAUAAAUAAAAAGAGAGAAAUAAAUAAUUGUGCUUUGAGAGACAUUUAGUUACUCUGCAUCUAUGUGAGCUCAGGUUAAUCCAUUCUGAUGUAGGAAGGCAAGCAUCCACACAAACAAACACACUCACUGGCUCUCUCAGCCAUGGCAUAUGCAACACUUUCUCUUUAAAAGCUAAGCUGUAUGUAUGUAUGGUGCUGUUGAUCUGUAAUUAUUCAUAAUGCCAUCUUGUAUCCCUGUAUAGAGCCACACAUUUAUCUGUAAUGAAAUUGCCUACUGUUCUGAUUACAGCUGGAUGUUGCUACCGUUCUAAUGCACCUGACCGGCCCCUAAUGAUUUCAGCUGAUAUGCCAGUAUUUGUUUCUUAAAUGCAUGGCACCUGAACGGUGUUCUGACUGUGAUUGAUUGACUCCUAUAAUAUUCACAAUGUACACAGAAUCUAGAGGUUUCAUACACAGUGUAGUUCACUUUUUUGGGGGGGAUUACUGGAUAUAAUGGAAACUUAGUUGACUGCUGGUAAAAUACUGGUACAGUAGUAAACUAUUUAUUUAUUAUUAAAUUGGCUGGAUAUCAUUGCAUACAACAUGCAUUCAAAUGUUUGCAGUUUUACUGUAGAACAUUAAAAUUAGAAUAUCUUGCUGGGCAGAAUGUGUAAAAUCUUUAAUGACCUGAGGAUAUUAAAAUAAGCUUAUGAAAUAUAAGGAUGAUGAUUUAAUUUUAAUGAUGUAUCACAUUUUUUAUUUUAUCUUUCAUCUAUCUGAAAAUAAGAGUGUACAUUUUGAGCUUGGUGUCACAGAAAAAUGUAAGAACUAUCCAACAAAUAAAACAUGUACAGGGA